Molecule: messenger RNA, 779 nt
Organism: Struthio camelus australis
Lineage: Eukaryota; Metazoa; Chordata; Aves; Struthioniformes; Struthionidae
Source: RefSeq, a predicted model, not a curated record
CAGUUACUCGAGGAGUGGUCUUGGAAUUGAUUUUUCCUAAUAAGUUCAUUAACGCCUUUUUCACAAAAAGAACACGGCGUACUGACCAAGUCUGCAAAGAUGACACAAAAUGGGGGGGCCGUCAAACGUGGCAAGGAACGAGGUCACCGCGGAGGGAGAACGGCACAGUUCCAAGAACACAAUGAACGUGGAACAUGAAAUUAACCUCUUAGUUGAGGAGAUUCAGCGGCUGGGAACCAGAAAUGCUGAUGGACAAGUGAGUGUGAAAUUCGGUGUGCUCUUUGCUGAUGAAAAGUGUGCCAACCUCUUUGAAGCUCUAGUGGGAACUCUUAAGGCUGCAAAACGACGAAAGAUUGUCUCUUAUCAAGGGGAGCUACUUUUACAAGGUGUUCAUGACAACGUUGAUAUUAUGCUACUGCAGGACUGAAGCAGUGUGCAUUUCAACUGUGCAUUAAUUGAAUUGUUUCAGGCAGUGACUUGCAAUAUCCUCUGAAUAAGGCUAAUGAUUCUAAUAUGUUUUGAUGUAUUUUCUAUCUCUUUAUAGUCAAAAGGAAGCCAUCCUAUUUUGGAAACAUUCCCUUUUGUAAUUCUUCUUCAAACAGUACUGUACACAAUUAAAGUGAAAGAUGCCAGUAUUUUUUUUUUGUUGUUGUUUUUAAAUCUCAGGUAAUACUCAUAAAGGUAUUCAAUGGUUAUUUUCAACACAUGAAGAAGGGGAUUGGGGAUAUAAUGUUUACAAAUUAAAAUGUGCCAUGAAGGUAUAAAAUAAAAGCACAUAC